Messenger RNA from Ceratitis capitata (Mediterranean fruit fly), 4078 nucleotides. It is a transcript of the gene Tpst, whose product is annotated as protein-tyrosine sulfotransferase. Gene Ontology annotation, molecular function: protein-tyrosine sulfotransferase activity. The record is from RefSeq and is a predicted model, not a curated record. Gene Ontology annotation, cellular component: Golgi apparatus. The transcript has 9 exons. Lineage: Eukaryota; Metazoa; Arthropoda; Insecta; Diptera; Tephritidae. Bases 1578 to 3155 code for a protein of 525 amino acids. Gene Ontology annotation, biological process: peptidyl-tyrosine sulfation.
GUUGCAGCAGAAAUAAAAAAGAAAUAAAAAAGAAAUCAAAUAAAAAUAAGAUAAAUUAAAAAAAAAAAGCUCGUCAAGCUAAACUCAGCACGCGCCGUGUCUUGCAGACGUCAUGUAAAAGUGUUAAAGGCGCAAGAGCGGAGGUGAGUGAGUCAGUGAAAAAAGUAAAAAAUUUUACAAUUUUUUUUUACGUGAAAAAAGACGCGCUGAGUAAGUCAGCCAAGUCAGUGCAAGUGGGAUUGCAAGUGCAAAAGUACUGACUGUUUUCACCACUUAUUCGUUUGUAGAGGCGUAGCAAAUUAUUCACAGCACACACGAGAGAGGGAGAGAGUGUAAGAAGCAGGUGAAGAAGCCACAACUACUACAUUUGGUACAAGCCAAGUGUUGAGGGAACCAACAUACAUACAUACGAGCACCUACUCAACUAGCGGCGCAAGUAAAUAUGAGUGCGCGUUUUUAAGCUUAAAAUGUUGUUGAAGAGCAUAGAAGGAGCCAGCAACAAUUACAACAACAAAAUUGCAUGAAAAUACAGUGACUACAAAAACAAAAAAAAAACAACCAACCACAAACAGCAUGAACCGUGUUUGAAUUGACAUAGUGGGUGCUAACAGAACACUAAAAUCAAGCAUUACAACAACAACAACAACAUAAAAUUAUACUACCAACGACGCGCAUAAGGAAAGUCCAUUCGAGCGCCAUAAAGACAGCACCAACCAGACUUUUUCACCCUCGCAACCCAGUCAUCAGUGAGAUGUCGUUAGCUGACUCCUUGUGAGGAUAUCAACUGCUCUUCGCACACCGUGACUUAUCCCAAGUCGUUUCGAGACUCUCACCAUCGGCAGCACCAUAAUCAUCAUUAUCCCGGGCUCCUCGUACUUGCCACUGCAUCCGGUUAAGAUUCAUAUACACACAUACAUAUUCCACUCACUGCAGGAGGCCAGUUGCCCAGGCGCUGAUGUUGCAAUAUUAGAGCUAUAAGUGAACGUUGAAAUCAAAUCCCGUAUAGCUUUAAAUGAAAUAUUAAUAUCUGCCAUCAUUCGUUGGGCCAAGUUCGUGUGUGUGUGUGUGUCGGCGUGUGCGAGCAAAGUGACUUUUCCGCCAGGCAAAGCAACUUGACUGCAAUAUAAAUAUUAUAUAAUAUUCGAUGUAAUAAAUGGUGGAAACAUACUACAUAUAUACUCAUAUAUACAUACAGACAAACAUACUCUGCGACGACAACAACAAAUAUUUAAACGCACAAUCGCAAAAAAAAAGUAAAAAAGGCAAAAAAACUGAACUAAAAACACGAAACGCUAACAUUUCAAAGGGCAAAGGCAAAAAAGCAAAAGGCAAACUCAAAAAAAAAAACUGCAGAAAAACAAAAAAAAAAACAUAAAAAAGUUACGCCCAACACUUCUCAACUCAACGAGUAGUUCAGCGUAGAGAAGAGAUUUGCAGCAUUUUCAACGCUUUUUCGCUGCACUUCAAAUUCAUAACUUUUGCUCUGUGUGUGUUGCUGCAACUUUGUCGUUCUCUUCACGAGUGUGUGCGUGUGUACGCUUUCUUCGCCCGUUAAGGAGCAGAAUUUUCUCAACAAAAUGCGUUUGCAAUAUCGCAAUAAAAAAGCCACGCUAUGGCUAAUGCUGGCCAUUGUCGUCCUCACUAUGUUCCUCUUCAAAUUCACCGAAUUCGCGCCAACGUGUUUCUUCAAGAACGACAUAACGUCAGCGGAUGGAUCGAUGAUGGUGCGCGAAGAGAAAUACGUAAUGGAUGAAGAGCAAAAAACCUACUCAUAUGGCCGAGAAAUGCCGUUAAUAUUUAUUGGCGGUGUGCCCAGAUCGGGGACGACGCUGAUGCGCGCAAUGUUGGAUGCACAUCCGGAUGUGAGAUGUGGCCAGGAGACACGUGUCAUACCACGUAUACUGCAAUUACGUUCACAUUGGAUGAAAUCGGAGAAGGAAUCGAUGCGACUAUUGGAGGCGGGCAUCACCAAGGAGGUGAUGAACGGUGCAAUAGCGCAAUUUUGUUUAGAAAUCAUCGCUAAGCAUGGCGAGCCAGCGCCAAGGCUGUGCAAUAAGGAUCCGUUGACGUUGAAGAUGGGCUCCUACGUGAUAGAACUGUUUCCAAAUGCGAAAUUCCUGUUUAUGGUAAGAGAUGGGCGCGCCACAGUGCAUUCAAUCAUCUCGCGCCAUGUGACGAUAACCGGCUUCGAUUUGACCAGCUACCGGCAGUGUAUGCGGAAGUGGAACUUUGCCAUUGAAGUGAUGCACAACCAAUGCAAGGAGAUCGGCAAGGAGCGUUGCAUGAUGGUUUACUACGAGCAAUUGGUUUUGCAUCCCGAGGAGUGGAUGCGAAAAAUAUUGAAGUUCUUGGAUGUACCAUGGAACGAUGCGGUGUUGCAUCAUGAAGAAUUCAUCAAUAAACCAAAUGGCGUGCCACUCUCAAAAGUGGAACGCUCCUCGGAUCAGGUCAUCAAGCCGGUGAAUUUAGAAGCACUCUCCAAAUGGGUUGGUAAUAUUCCAGAAAAUGUGGUACGCGAUAUGGCCGACAUAGCGCCCAUGUUAUCGGUGCUCGGUUAUGAUCCAUAUGCGAAUCCACCGGAUUAUGGUAAGCCAGAUGCAUGGGUACAGGAUAAUACGUUUAAGGUAAAGGCCAACCAGCAACUAUGGGAAAAUAAAGCCAGAAAUGAGCUGCAUCUGGUACAACAUCAAAUACCUAAGGAGCCUCACAACGCACAGGAAGCGGAUGACAAAAAUAGUAACAACAAUAACAACAACAGCAACAAUCCGAAACGACGUUAUGUAAGCACAAGCAACAAUAACAACAACAAAAACAACAAUGAUAUAAAUCGUCACGAUAACGCCAAUAAUCAAGCCGUAAUGGACUAUGAGGAUGACAACACUUAUACUAAUACAAAUACCAACAACAACAACAACAAUGGUAAAAACAAUCCAUCACAACAGGAUGAGCAAGAGGAAACACGCGGCGACGAUGAUAAACUUGUGUGGGUAAAACCGUUAACUAAAGGCGAAAGUAUUAGUAGGCAGCAUUUGGAGGCAAAAGGAGGCUCAGCGGGAGCGCACAACACCAACACUGACACAGAUACAAACACAGACACAGAUACAGAUGCGGAUAGGGAUACAGAUACAGAUAAACGCGACCAGCAGCGUACAUGAUAUCAACCAUUCGGCGAUAUCGCACAACCGCCACAAAAGCUACAGCAACAGCAACAGCAGCAACAGUACCAUCGACAGCGGAUAGUGCUGCCGGCGCGUCGUUCGAGUUAUCGGCGUCGUUUGCGUCGUAAUCAUUAAACACACGCAUGCGAGUACAUACAAUACAUGUUUUGUAAUAUAAAUUCCAAACCACACACAUAAAGCUUCAUAAACACACACAUAUACACAUAAACAUAAUUGGGACGCUAUUGAUUUCCGACCUCGGCUUCGAAUGUCCGGAAUAUAUUUUACACUUUGAUUUCCGUAAGACCGAAUUGAAAAGCUUUCGCACCCUACUCAACUGCUUAACAUUCCAAACUAACAACACUGGGCCUUUGAAGACUCGAACCUUUUUUUGACUUUAGUUUUGUAGAAAGGAAAAAAAAACCAAAAAAAUAAGAAAACAGAUUUUCACCUCGGAUUUUUAUAAACCCUUUCGCAGCAACCCUAAUACACAUAUUAACAAUAAAUAUACAUCACACAUACACACCUACACUUUCAUACACACUUACACUUCAAUUGAAACUCAUUCAUAUUGUGUACUAAGCUGAAUUGUUGGCGGCGCUGAACUAAAAUGAACUGAAGUGAACUGAGGUGUUGAUCCGCGGUCCACAAACACACACAUCGACACACACACACACAGACGACACUCUCACACAGAGCCUCGAAUUUAGUACACUGACAAUGACAAUGACUAUGGUGACAAUCCCAUUGAGUGGAGAACGCGAACACACGGGAAGUGCGCUCGCAGAGCGGAAACGGAAGUCUACAACUCGUCGGCAGUUUACAAUAAAUGAGAAAUAAACGUAACUUUCAAUUGAAUGGUUUGCGCGAAUAAUGGCAGCACAGAAUGAAAGCAGUAAAAAAGAAAAGAGAAAUGAAAA